GGCGACGUCGUCCAGCUCUACAAGUCCAACGGCAUCACCGCCAUGCACAUCUACUCCGCCGACCGCGAAGCCCUCGACGCCCUGCGCGGCUCCGGCAUCGAUCUUGCCCUCGACGUCGGCGACCAGAACCAAGUCCGCCAGCUCGCGGCCAACGCGGAUUCCUGGGUCAAGGACAACGUCCAUGGCUACUACCCGGACGUCAAGAUCAAGUACAUCGUCGUCGGCAACGAGCUCACCGGCACCGGCGACGUGGGGAGCAUCCUCCCGGCCAUGCAGAACGUCCAGGCAGCCCUCGCCGGCAGCGUCAAGGUAUCCACGGCCAUCAAGAUGGACACGCUCGCCGCGUCCUCGCCGCCCUCCGCCGGCGUGUUCAGCAACCCGUCCGUCAUGGAGCCCAUCGUCAAGUUCCUCGCCGACAACGGCGCGCCGCUCCUCGCCAACGUGUACCCCUACUUCGCCUACAGGGACAGCCAGCCAGGGCAUCGACCUCAGCUACGCGCGCUCUUCCAGCCGAGCUCGACGACGGUGAGCGACCCCAACGGGCUAAGCUACACAAACCUCUUCGACGCCGUCCGCGCCGCGGUGGAGCAGGUGGUGAGCGGUGGGAGCAGUGUGGACAUCGUCGUGUCGGAGAGCGGGUGGCCGUCGGCCGACGGGGAGGGCGCGACGGUGGAGAACGCGCGAGCGUACAACCAGAACCUGAUCAACCACGUGGGCCAAGGGACGCCCAAGAAGCCCGGGCGGCUGGAGACGUACGUGUUCGCCAUGUUCAACGAGAACCGGAAGCUCCGCGACGCCACCGAGAAGAAGUUUGGGCUGUUCAAUCCGGAUAAGUCACCGGUUUACCCAAUUACUUUCUCAUGAAAUUCAUUUGUGCGUCAUAUCGUGUUCUCAGAUCUUA
Molecule: messenger RNA, 901 nt
Organism: Oryza brachyantha (malo sina)
Lineage: Eukaryota; Viridiplantae; Streptophyta; Magnoliopsida; Poales; Poaceae
Product: glucan endo-1,3-beta-glucosidase GV-like
Exons: 1
Coding region: 43-864 (273 amino acids)
Biological process (GO): carbohydrate metabolic process
Cellular component (GO): plasma membrane
Molecular function (GO): hydrolase activity, hydrolyzing O-glycosyl compounds
Source: RefSeq, a predicted model, not a curated record